Molecule: messenger RNA, 4157 nt
Organism: Corythoichthys intestinalis (scribbled pipefish)
Lineage: Eukaryota; Metazoa; Chordata; Actinopteri; Syngnathiformes; Syngnathidae
Gene: chrm5a
Product: cholinergic receptor, muscarinic 5a
Exons: 2
Coding region: 486-2018 (510 amino acids)
Biological process (GO): chemical synaptic transmission; adenylate cyclase-inhibiting G protein-coupled acetylcholine receptor signaling pathway; G protein-coupled receptor signaling pathway, coupled to cyclic nucleotide second messenger
Cellular component (GO): synapse; dendrite; plasma membrane
Molecular function (GO): G protein-coupled acetylcholine receptor activity; G protein-coupled serotonin receptor activity
Source: RefSeq, a predicted model, not a curated record
CCGAAACAUGAUGAACCAGUCGCCCCUGUGGGAAUUCUUCCUCCCGCCGGCGAGCAAGACUCCGCUCCCUUUUGUGUCCCUCAGCCACAUGCAACUACAUCACUAUCCUCCUCCUCAGCAUCAGAAGUAGAAGAGGAGGUGAAAGAUGAAGAAAGAGCAGCAGCGGCUUCCGUUUCAACUUGGUCGAGACACUGUGCGGAAAACUUCUUUGCCUCCUUACUGAAUACAACUUUUUCACUUAUUCUGGUUGAAAGUCAAGAAACGGCGUGGAGAACUCCUGCUCCUCGCCUUUCAUCCUCGCUCCUAUUUUUCUGCCGAGUCAGCAGGAUUUCUCAACAUCUCCGACUGUGUUGUGAUCCUCGGAGACACACUUGACCCUCACAAGACUUCCUGGGCAAAACAAGGGAUUAACUCUUACACUCUGUCCUUGGAAAUGUCAAAUUCAAAGCGUGGCACGACGUUGGACUGCAACUAAGCACACCACCAUGGAAGCGGAGCGUGCACUAAAUGCCACAAUAAAUAGCAGUACAAUGGAUAGCCAGCUGGUCACACACAGUCUCUGGGAGGUGGUCACCAUAGCGACUGUGUCUGCCAUUGUCAGCCUCAUCACCAUAGUGGGGAACAUUCUGGUGAUGCUGUCCUUUAAAGUCAACAGCCAACUAAAGACGGUAAACAAUUACUAUUUGCUGAGCCUUGCGGCUGCAGACCUCAUCAUUGGCAUCUUCUCCAUGAACUUGUACACUUCCUACAUUCUGAUGGGUUACUGGGCUUUAGGGAACCUGUCCUGUGACCUGUGGUUGGCUGUGGACUACGUGGCCAGUAACGCGUCAGUCAUGAACUUGCUAGCGAUCAGUUUCGAUAGAUACUUUUCCAUCACUAGGCCUCUUACGUAUAGAGCCAAACGUACUCCCAGGCGGGCAGGCGUCAUGAUAGGUUUGGCCUGGUUGGUGUCGCUCAUUUUGUGGGCACCGCCUAUCUUAUGCUGGCAAUACUUUGUGGGGAAAAGAACCGUCCCCGAGAGACAAUGCCAGAUUCAGUUUUUCUCAGAACCCAUUAUAACAUUCGGAACGGCUAUCGCUGCGUUUUAUAUCCCCGUGUCAGUCAUGACCAUCCUCUACUGUCGGAUCUACAAAGAAACUGAAAAAAGGACCAAGGAUUUAGCAGAGCUUCAAGGAGCCAACCAGUCCGCGCAACCUGAUGUGACCAAGCCUCAAAUGAUCCGAUCAUGUUUUAGUUGUAAAUUAAGAUCCGGCUCGAAGGACUGCACUCAGGCCUCGUGGUCGUCCUCGUGCAGGAACCAAGCUGCCAAAUCCGCUGCCUCCAACACCGACGAGUGGUCCAAAGCCGGUCAGCUGACCACCUACAACAGCUACCCGUCCUCAGAAGACGAAGACAAGUCCGUGUCUUUUGGGAACCAGGUUUGUGAAGUCAGCAAGAGCGCGGCGGGGAGCGAAACGGAGCAGCUCAGCAGCUUCGACGAGGAAAACUUUUACCAAACGUCUUCCCAAAGCAACUCUCAAAGGAGUAGCAAGCGCGUGUCGUAUAAGUUCAAGUCCAAAGACACCCUCGCGCCUCACCCGAGCAAAAACGGUGACGCCAAAAGCGCCUUUUCUUCAGCCGAGUCCAUGAGCACUCAGGCCGCCUCUUCAGCAUCCAAGGACGUCACGCUAAAGAACCACAUGACCAAGAGGAAGAGGAUGGUGCUGAUUAAAGAGAGGAAGGCAGCUCAGACCCUCAGCGCCAUACUUCUGGCCUUCAUCCUUACAUGGACGCCUUAUAACAUCAUGGUGCUCAUUUCCACCUUCUGCUCGGACUGCAUUCCCCUGUCUCUGUGGCACCUCGGCUACUGGCUGUGCUACGUCAAUAGCACCGUUAACCCUAUGUGCUAUGCUCUCUGCAACAAGACUUUCCAAAAGACCUUCCGCAUGCUUCUCCUCUGCCAGUGGAAGAAAAAGCGGAUUGAGGAGAAACUCUACUGGUAUGGACAAAACCCAAUUGUUGGCUCUAAACUUUCUUGAACUAUUCUAGACUGUUUACAAACAUGAUGACGUAGAAGGCAGCGCUCCCUAAGGACCAGAUACAGGGACAUACAUUCUUGGGGUCAAAUUGUUUGGUUGGAAGUCAACUUUUGCGAGUAAAUACUGUAUGAGCUACUCUAGUAAAACCAGAAGCUUGGGCCAAAAACUCAAAAGUGAGAUUUUGACAGACUUUCCUAAACUGCAACGACAUUUAGAAUCAAUUAGAAUGAUCAUCCAUCCAUCCUGACACGCCUCUACAGCAUUGCGUGGACAUCGGGGACAGUGCCUCUGGAUUGGCAGACUGGGGUGGUGGUCCCCUGGACCGGAGGGUGUUUUCCAAUUAUAGAGAGAUCACACUCCUAAGUCUCCCUGGUAAAGUCUAUACAGGGGUGCUGGAGAGGAGGGUCCGUCGGGAAGUCGAAUCUCGGAUUCAGGAGGAGAAUUGUGGUUUUCGUCCUGGCCGUGGAACAGUGGACUAGAUCUACAUCCUCGGCAGGGUCCUCCAGGGUGUAUGGGAAUUCGCCCAACCAGUCUACAUGUGUUUUGUAGAUCUGGAGAAGGUGUUCGACUGUGUGCCUCUGGGAGUCCUGUGGAGGGUGCUCUGGGACUACGGGGUACCGAGCCCCUUGGUAGGGGCUGUUCGGUUCCUGUAAGACCAGUGUCAGAGUUUGGUCUGCAUUGCCGGCAGUAAGUCGAAUUUGUUCCCAGUGAGGAUUGGGAUCCACCAAGGCUGCCCUUUGUCACCGAUUCGGUUCAUAAUUUUUAUGGACAGAAUUUCUAGGCGCAGCCGAAGUGUUGAGAGGGUCCGGUUUGGUGGCUUCAGCAUGGCAUCUCUGCUUUUUGCAGAUGAUGUGGUGCUAGUGGCUUCAUCAAGCCGUGACCUCCAACUCUCACUGGAGUGGUUCGCAGUCGAGUGUGAAGCGGUUGGGAUGACGACCAUGAGGCCAUGGUCCUCAGUCAGAAAACGGUGGAGUGCCCUCUCCGAGUAGGGGAUGAGAUCCUGCCACAAGUGGAGGAGUUCAAGUAUCUUGGGGUCUUGUUCACAAGUGAGGGUAGAAGGGAGCAGGAGAUCGACAGGCGGAUCGGUGCAGCGCCUGCGGUAAAGCGAACUCUGCACCGGUCCGUAGUGGUGAAGAAGGAGGUGAGCGGAAAGGUGAAGCUCUCAAUUUACCAGUUGAUCCACGUUCUUACCCUAACCUAAUGUCACGAGCUGUGGGUCGUGACUGAAAGAACAGGAUCCCGGAUACAAGCGGCCAAAAUGAGUUUCCUCCGCAGGGUAUUCGGGUUCUCCCUUUGAGAUAGGGUGAGAAGCUCGGUCAUCCGGGAGGGACUUGGCGUUGACCCGUUACUCCUCCGUGUUGAGAGGAGCCAGCUGAGUUGGCUCGGGCUUCUUGUUCGGAUGACUCCCUGGAGAGGUGUUCCGGGCAUGUCCCACUGUUGGGAGGCCCCGGGGACGACCCAGGACACGCUGGAGUUAAGUGGUAGAUGAUGAGAUCCAUCCAUCCAUCCAUCCAAUAUCUUGAUGGUCCGACCCCCCAGUACAGAAGCUAACUCUUGGGACAUUAGAAUGAUCAAAAUAAUGAAUUUUUAAAAGGUAAUAAAAACAUAAGAAAAUAGCCAAAUAACCUUGAGCAAUGUUUGCUCUUCAAAAGUCCUGAACAACCAACUUUUACUCAAAUAAAUCAGACUUACAUUUUGAUCUUCUAGAGAAAUUAACACCACUAUUGGCAUCAGGUGCGCUUCAGUUUGCUACUGACAUCUGUAAUGCAAUGAAAGGUUCUGCCUAUAAAAGCAGUCUAACACAGCUUUAGGACAAAAUCCUAUGAGUGAACAUUUCUGAGGUGGGAGUUUAUUCAUUAAUCAUUUAGAAUACUGAUUUUAAAAAAUAUUCAUAAAAGACACACAUUACCUUCGAGGGGGGUGUCAUAUCUAAUUUUACACUGUUAACAUCUGCUUUCACAAAUGAUUAUCUUCACGCAUAAGCGCAAAUGUUCCAAAAUUUGUGAACGUGACACAUGGAAAAAUAAAACAAAACGCAGUACCGCACACUUCAUCUAUCAUUAUAUUUCAUUAUCCUGUGAUGGUGCCGUCUGAUUGAAAAUAAACCAGUUCAGAACUACCACUAAUUAAAUGACAAAA